Molecule: messenger RNA, 812 nt
Organism: Cyanistes caeruleus (blue tit)
Lineage: Eukaryota; Metazoa; Chordata; Aves; Passeriformes; Paridae
Source: RefSeq, a predicted model, not a curated record
AAAAUACCAAGUGAUCUUUGGUUGACUUGUUUUUGUUUUUCUUCCAAGGAGGAUGUCAGCGUUGUCCCUGAGUGUUCAGGGGAGCAGCCUGUCAACAGGGCUGCAGCUGAGAGAGCCUUGCCUGGCAACACAAGCAGUGGGAACAGUUCCCUGGAGCCCGAGGAGCCUGCUGUUCCUGCCAGGGCUGCAGGCAGAGCUGGAGGAGCUGUGGUUCACUGCAGAGGCAGUUCUUCAGUCCCAGAGCUCCACCUGCUGUACCUUGCCAGGAGGGCUGCCCUGCGCAGGCGGAAGUGCCCGAGCUCCCAGCCAGGGCCGGCCCUGGUGGGUGCCGAUGGUGGCCGCGCUGCGGGGGCGCAGCUCCUCGUGAAGAGCCCCGACUGCUGCCCCGAGGUCCCUGCAGACACCAAGAGACUGAAGAGAGACCAGAAGGAGAACCUGCCGGGCGGCCUGGAGGUGUUCAGCUCUGCUUCCAGCCACUCCCAGGAGCACCUGGACUCAGCCCUGAGCAGGGACCUGCAGCUGCCACCCUCGAGCCAGCUGUGCGGCCCCUCCAGGACAAGUGGAGCUGCUUCUGGAUUGCUCCCAGGUAAGGAGGCUCCCCCACUUCUUCCAGAGAAAGUUUUCUACACUCCAAGAAUUUAGAGUUUUUUUUUAAUGAGGCCACAGCCUUGUCCACGUGUGCAGUCCUGGCUUAUAUUUGUUUUUUGUCAGUCCUGUUGUAAUCUGAAGAAUUUUUGACACUGGAAUUGAUAAUUCAAUAUAUUAUCAGUGUAAUUGUAGCAGUUUCCAGUAAAUUAAAGUAUUAAUUGAGA